AUGCUUAUAAGAAAAGAACUUAUUAUAAUUAUUGGAAUAGUUGCUUUAUGUAGAAUAUGCUGUAGAGUAGGGAUAAGUACAUAUGAGGAUUUACAUAACAAAGAAAUAGGAGAUGGUUUGUGUAUACGCACAAAUGGGCCACUAUUUCCGGCACGUACAUUUGCUUCUGAGAAAUGUGAUUUAAUGCAUUCAAUGCGGUUUUUGUCGCCGGGAGCAGAUAUAAAUUAUAGUGCAAGAGUUGUUAUUAAUUCUUCUGGAGAUUUAAUAUCAUAUUUUAGUAGAUACUUUAAUAAGGAUAAAGCAUAUAAGAUAAAACAGCUUAGU
Molecule: messenger RNA, 324 nt
Organism: Nematocida parisii ERTm1
Lineage: Eukaryota; Fungi; Microsporidia
Exons: 1
Source: RefSeq, a predicted model, not a curated record